This is a messenger RNA of Aspergillus niger, 261 nucleotides long. RefSeq lists its product as uncharacterized. Lineage: Eukaryota; Fungi; Ascomycota; Eurotiomycetes; Eurotiales; Aspergillaceae. The record is from RefSeq and is a predicted model, not a curated record. The coding region runs from base 1 to 261 and encodes 86 amino acids. The transcript is spliced from 2 exons.
AUGCCUAUCCAGACUGCCCAUGACACCGCCCAUACCGAGCGGACAGAAGACGAGCGUCCACAUGACUUUGUAGAAAAGAUCGCGGGUGCCGGUCAUGAUGAAGAUGCCGACGGCGAGGAAGAUGAUUUCUGCGAUGAGGGAAUUCAGAUAGAAGAGGAGAAAUGGGCGGAUGUAGCUGGUACGGCGUUUUUGGGCUAUUGGGAGGUCUUUUUCCGUUGUUAUAAUGGGCUGGUAGGUGUUUGGGAGGGACAUCUUGGGUAG